AUGGCCGCCGUGGAGGAUGAGACGCUGAGGGCGUUCGAAGAGGAGGACGACGCCAUGAUGAAUGAGCCGGACGGCGAGCCCAUGGACGACGAGGAGGAGGCCGACUCCCCGGCGACGAUGAAGGUCGGCGAGGAGAAGGAGAUCGGGAAGCAGGGGCUGAAGAAGAAGCUCGUCAAGGAGGGCGAGGGCUGGGAACGGCCCGAAACCGGCGACGAGGUCGAAGUGCACUACACGGGCACUCUCCUCGACGGGGCCAAGUUCGAUUCGAGCCGAGACCGCGGGACUCCCUUCAAGUUCAAGCUCGGGCAGGGGCAGGUGAUCAAGGGAUGGGACCAGGGCAUCAAGACCAUGAAGAAAGGCGAGAACGCCGUCCUCACCAUCCCGCCGGACCUCGCGUACGGCGAGGCGGGCUCCCCGCCCACGAUCCCGCCCAACGCGACGCUCCGGUUCGACGUCGAGCUCCUCUCGUGGGCCAGCGUCAAGGACAUCUGCAAGGACGGCGGCAUCUUCAAGAAGGUCCUCGUCGAGGGUCAGAAAUGGGAGAAUCCCAAGGAUCUGGACGAAGUUACUGUCAAGUACGAGGCCAGACUCGAGGAUGGAUCGGUCGUGUCCAAGUCAGAGGGUAUUGAAUUCGCAGUGAAGGAUGGUUACUUCUGCCCGGCACUUUCCAAAGCCGUCAAGACCAUGAAGAAGGGCGAGAAGGUCCUCCUGACCGUCAAGCCACAAUAUGGUUUUGGCGAGCAAGGAAGGCCGGCUUCUGAAGUUGAAGGCGCCGUGCCCCCGAAUUCCACAUUGCAUAUCGAUCUUGAGCUAGUCUCCUGGAAGACGGUCACCCUCAUCGGUGAAGACAAGAGGAUCUUGAAGAAGGUGCUCAAGGAAGGAGCAGGCUACGAGCGCCCCAACGACGGGGCAGUUGUGAGUGUGAGGCUGAUCGGCAAGUUGGACGACGGCACUGUGUUCACGAAGAAAGGACAUGAAGGCGACGAACCAUUCGAGUUCAGGACGGAUGAGGAGCAGGUCAUCGAAGGGCUGGACACGACGGUGCUCACCAUGAAGAAAGGAGAGGUCGCGUCAGCUAGAAUACCACCUGAACAUGCGUUCGGAUCCACCGAGACGAAGCUUGAUCUUGCUGUGGUUCCUCCCAACUCCACCGUCUUCUAUGAAGUGGAGAUUGUUUCCUUCGACAAGGAGAAAGAAUCUUGGGACUUGAAGAGUAAUGCUGAGAAGAUCGAAGCAGCUGCUAAAAAGAAAGAUGAAGGAAAUGCGUGGUUUAAGAUGGGCAAGUACGCCAAGGCUUCCAAGAGAUAUGAGAAGGCUGCGAAGUACAUUGAGUACGACAGCUCCUUCAGCGAGGAUGAGAAGAAGCAAUCCAAGGCAGUGAAGAUCAGCAUCAAGCUAAACAACGCAGCGUGCAAGCUGAAGCUAAAGGAUUACAAAGAAGCAGAGAAGCUCUGCACCAAGGUUUUGGAACUGGAGAGCACAAACGUCAAGGCUCUGUACCGGAGGGCGCAGGCGUACACCGAGCUCGUGGAUCUGGAGCUGGCAGAGCUAGAUAUCAAGAAGGCUCUGGAGAUCGACCCAGACAACAGGGAGGUGAAGGUUGCGUACAAGGCGUUGAAGGACAAGCUGAGGGAGUACAACAAGAGGGACGCCAAGUUCUACGGUAACAUGUUCGCCAAAUGGAGGAAGACGGAGAACGCCGCCGGGAAGCAGGACGCACAGCCUAUGGCCAUCGACAGCACCGCGUGA
Messenger RNA from Triticum turgidum subsp. durum (durum wheat), 1749 nucleotides. Lineage: Eukaryota; Viridiplantae; Streptophyta; Magnoliopsida; Poales; Poaceae. The record is from the annotation of a GenBank genome assembly.